GGUGUGAGUGACGUGUCCGGGGAGCGGGGCAGCCGCGGAGCCCCGCUGAGGAGCGGCCGGGCCCGGUGGGGCGGGGUCGGAAACCCGCAUCGGAGUUCGUGGAAGCGGCGGUGGUGGAAGAGAAGGAGGAGGGUUUUUUCAAUCUGCUAAAGGCACAGUGGAUACACUAGGAUGGACGCAGAGGAAUUCCCUCCCCCACCACCAGAAGUUCUAGAGCAUGAACCAAAAGCCACAGGUAUGAACGAUGAAGAGGAGGAUGAGGGAGAACAGUUUGACUUUGACAGUGGAGAUGAGAUACCAGAAGCAGACAGGCAAGCCCUUGUGCCACCUCCUCCUGAUCCUGGAAACAGCACAGAGCACCAAGAGGCUAAUGCCGUAGGGCCUGAUAAUUUUGAGAAGCCUGAGAAGCUGCAAGCAUCAGAACCUGCUGCAGAAGGGACUCCGGCCAAAGUAAAUCCCUACUCCAUCAUAAAUAUUUCACCAGUCCAAGACAAGGAUCCAUCCUCAUCACCAGAACCAAGUCCUCAAGAUGAAUGUUCAAACUUGUCCGGUGGAUAUUCUGUUCCUGUUCCCUGUGGCUAUGCUGUGCCAUCUAAUUUACCUUUGAUAGUGCCAGCAUACUCCAGUCCUGUCAUAAUACGCAGCAUUUCUGUAGAUGAAGAAGCAGGGACACAACCAGCAACUGAAGAAUGUCCUUGUAAUUCUGCAAACUUAGAGGAGCCUCAAAAUAGUGAAUGUAAUGAGGCCAAGAGAGAGGAUGAUGCUCUGGCCAAGUGGGUUGCAGAUCCUGCAAAUACAGCAUGGAUGGAAAACCCAGAUGAAGUAAUUUAUGAUGAUGUGCCAAGAGAAAAUUCAGAUUCUGAAACAGAGGAAAUGAUUUAUGAUGAUGUUGAAAAUGGUGAUGAUGGUGGAAACAGCUCACUGGAAUAUGGGUGGAGUUCAAGUGAGUUUGAAAGCUAUGAAGAGCAGAGUGAUUCUGAGGGUAAAAAUGGAAUUCCCAGCUCCUUUUUGCGAGGAAACCACAAGAGACAUCUUUCUCAUGACCUAACGCGUUUAAAGGAGCAUUAUGAAAAAAGGAUGAAAGAUUUGAUGGCAAACACUGUGGGACCAGUAGAGAUUCAGCAACUAAAGCAAAAACAUGAGCUGAAGAUGCAAAAGUUUAUGAGAGCUGCUAGAGAAGGUACCAAAGAUGGGCUUGAAAAGACAAAAGCAGCUGUGAAAAAGGGUCGUUCCUUCAUUAGAACAAAAUCUUUUAUUUCACAAGAUCAUAGAUCAUCAUGUCUGGAAGAAGAAGAGCUAAAUUUAUUUAUUGAUGUGGACUGUAUGCAUACAGAAGCAAUUAUGACUCCUAUGCCUGAAGGAUUAUCACAGCAGCAGGUUGUGAGAAGGUAUAUUUUGGGCUCUGUAGUUGACAGUGAGAAGAAUUACGUGGAUGCUCUCAAAAGAAUCUUGGAGCAAUAUGAAAAGCCCCUUUCAGAUAUGGAACCAAAAUUACUGAGUGAAAGAAAACUUAAGAUGGUCUUUUAUCGAAUUAAGGAAAUUCUUCAGUGCCAUUCCAUGUUUCAGAUUGCACUGGCGAGUCGUGUGUCUGAGUGGGACUCUGUUGAAAUGAUUGGAGAUGUCUUUGUUGCUUCAUUUUCAAAAUCUAUGGUAUUGGAUGCAUACAGUGAAUAUGUAAACAACUUCAGUACAGCAGUAGGGAUUCUCAAGAAAACGUGUGCCAACAAACCCGCCUUUUUAGACUUCUUAAAGCAGUGCCAGGAGUCAAGCCCUGAUCGAAUCACACUGUACAGCUUAAUGAUGAAACCUAUACAGCGCUUUCCACAGUUCAUUCUACUACUGCAGGAUAUGUUGAAGAAUACUAAUAAAGGACAUCCUGACAGACUACCUCUACAGAUGGCUCUUACAGAACUUGAAACACUGGCAGAGAAGUUAAAUGAAAGGAAAAGGGAUGCGGAUCAGCGCUGUGAAAUAAAGCAAAUAGCAAAAGCAAUGAACGAACGUUAUCUCAACAAGCUACUCAGCAAUGGAAACAGAUACCUCAUACGGACUGAUGAUAUGGUGGAGACAGUUUACAAUGACAAAGGAGAAAUCAUCAAAACCAAAGAACGACGAAUUUUCAUGUUAAAUGAUGUGCUGAUGUGUGCAACAGUAAAUAUUCGCUCUUCCUGUGACAGUAGUGGCACCGUGACAACUGGCCAGAGAUAUUUAUUGAAGUGGAGUGUGCCACUGGGACAAGUGGAAGUCAUAGAGUAUGGCAGCAGUGAGGGCCAAGGAGAAAACUGCAGGUUUCCACCCCAACACUCUGCUGAAAAUGUCAUCAUUAACUCCAAGCCAAACAAGCUCUAUAUGGGACCAGGGCAACUGUACCAUGAUCUGCAGAACCUUUUACAUGACUUGAAUGUAGUUGGUCAAAUUAGUCAAUUAAUAGGCAGCCUUAAAGGAAACUAUCAGAAUUUAAACCAAUCUGUAGCCCAUGACUGGACCUCAGGCUUACAAAAACUGAUUUUGAAAAAAGAAGAUGAAAUCAGAGCGGCAGAUCGCUGUAGAAUUCAGCUGCAACUCCCAGGAAAACAGGACAAGUCUGGGCGGCCCACUUUCUUUAUAGCUGUGUUCAAUACAUUUACUCCUGCCAUCAAACAGUCUUGGAUCAACAAUUUACAAAUGGCUAAACUGGCCCUUGCAGAGGAUAACCUGUUAGGUUGGUUCUGUGUAGAAGAUGAUGGGAAUCAAAUCAAAAAGGAGAAACAUCCUCUCCUGGUUAGGCACAUGCCAGUGAUGAUGGCCAAGCAACAGGAGUUCAAGAUUGAAUGUGCUGCUUAUAAUCCUGAACCAUACCUCUCUGGUGAAACAGAGUCAGAUUCCAGUGCCAUAGAACAUGGUUUUCUUUGGAUUGGAAGUUGUACUAAUCAGAUGGGCCAGAUUGCAAUAGUCUCAUUUCAAAGCUCCAGCCCCAAGGUUAUUGAGUGCUUCAAUGUGGAAUCACGGAUUCUCUGCAUGGUCUACAUACCAGAGGAGGAGAAACUGAAAGAGCAAAAUAAAGCUCUUGACUCUGAAAAUGUUCUUGCAAAAACUUCUAAUGUGCCUACUAUUUGCCUUGGCAUGGAGGAAGGAAGCAUUUCUAUUUACAAAAGUUGCCAAGGCUCAAAGAAAAUUCGACUUCAACACUUCUUCACUCCUGAAAAAUCAACUGUUAUGAGUUUAACAUAUAUGUCUCAAUACUUGUUUGCUGGCUUGGUAAAUGGAAACAUCUCAAUCUACACAAAAGCAGAAGAUGGGACGUGGAACACGGAACCUCUGAAGAUAGUUAAAUUGGGGGUUCUGCCUGUUAGAAGUCUGCUUGUGAUGGAGGAGACCAUUUGGGCUGCAUGCGGUGGACAAAUUUUUAUAAUCAGCACUGUGACACAUUCCAUAGAGACCCAUUUUGAAGCCCAUCAAGAGGAAGGGAUGGUAAUCUCUCACAUGGCUGUUGCUGGAGUGGGAAUCUGGAUUGCCUUCACAUCUGGAUCUACUCUUCGCCUGUUCCACACUGAGACACUGAAGCACCUCCAGGAUGUUAACAUUGCCACACCUGUUCACAAUAUGUUGCCAGGGCAGCAGCGAGUUUCAGUGAGCAGCCUCCUGGUGUGCCAUGGGUUGUUGCUGGUUGGAACAAACCUGGGUAUCAUUGUAGCAUUGCCAGUGCCACGCUUGCAGGGGAUUCCCAAAGUAACUGGAAGAGGAAUGGUGUCGUACCACGCACACAAUGGCCCAGUCAAGUUUCUUGUAAUGGCUACAUCUCUAAACAAGAAGAACAGAAACAAAGUGAGGCGCAGUCUGCCUCCUGGCUCAGAAGGUCAGGACGAUGACCAAAAGAAUAUUCUGCACAGUGAAAGACCAGGCUCUUCCCUCAGUAACACCCAUGACAAUGCAAUUUGGCUGGGGGGUUCAGUAGGAUCUAUUGCACAAAAAAGUGACUUAUCAUCAUCUUCUGGAUCCCUGACUUUGUCUCAUGGAUCGAGUUCCUUAGAACACAGGCCAGAGGAUAGUAACAUUUAUGAGCUUUUGAAAGAUCAAAAUAUUUCAUUUAAAAGUAAAAGACAGAAGUCCAAGAAGAUGAAAGCAAGUUCAGUAUUAGUUAUUUCUGGUGGCCAAGGACACAGAAGAGUGAACAAGAAGACCAAGCAGCAGCGACAAGAUGAAGUAGUGUCUUCAGUGAUGGUCUGGCAAAUCCCUCUAUUGAAUAUCUAACUGAACUGGAUCCAAGAUACUUUCUGCUAUUAAAAAUACUCUGAUACCCUUUUACAGCAAAUGCCAGCUUAGGAUCCAAAUGGAUGGAGUUUAAUACACCUGGGAGCAGUUUCAGUAGGCUUUGAUCACAGGAUUAAGGGUUGCAAGACUGAUUCUUCAAAUGCU
This is a messenger RNA of Calypte anna (Anna's hummingbird), 4395 nucleotides long. RefSeq names its product Rho guanine nucleotide exchange factor 10 (gene ARHGEF10). Lineage: Eukaryota; Metazoa; Chordata; Aves; Apodiformes; Trochilidae. Gene Ontology annotation, cellular component: centrosome. Gene Ontology annotation, molecular function: protein binding; guanyl-nucleotide exchange factor activity. Gene Ontology annotation, biological process: mitotic spindle assembly; actin cytoskeleton organization; positive regulation of stress fiber assembly. Bases 172 to 4230 code for a protein of 1352 amino acids. The record is from RefSeq and is a predicted model, not a curated record. The transcript is spliced from 29 exons.